AUGGCGUUUUCAAUCACUCGCUGCGGCAUACACGCCUUCCACGAAGUCCUCGGCAUAGAUUCAGACAAGAUACGCUUCUUUUGGGUACUACACUCAGACCGUGAAGAUGCGCAACAGACCGCAUAUCGCGUGAAGGUCUCACUCUCUCAGGGCGGAUUUCACUCGGCGACAUUCCACUACUGGCAAGUGACAGUAUGGGAUCAAGAUGGCCAGGAGACCACGAGCGAGUCGAACGAAUUCUUCACUGCGUAUCCGAGAUGCAGUGGGCUCCUACCACCGUAUAGUAUGAACCAGACAUAUAUGCCGCAUACCAGCCUCAUAUUCCGCACUUGGUUCGAAGACGAGCCCAACCGCUGGAAAGGCGUGUGGAUCGGGGACAAUGGUGACAAACCUCUCUACUUACGAAAAUCUAUCCAUCUUGAGCGCAAACCUUCUCGUGCCAUCGUCUUCGCAUCAGGCCUGGGUCACUUCAACUUCGUGUGCAACGGCGACCCUGCAGCUGCCAACGGACAUGUUCUUGAUCCUGGAUGGACCAACUACCAUCGGACUGUUCAGUUCGUGGCCUACGAUAUUUCAAAUAUCCUCAAGGCAGGCGAGAAUGUCAUAGGGGCGCACGUGGGCAACGGCUUCUACGCAGGAGAUCAAGGUGACGACCGCUUCUUCUGGCCAUCUUAUGAAGACAACACAUAUGUGCGGUACGGGAACGAAUUGUGCUUCUUCGCAGAAGUCCACUUGUUCUACGACGACGGGAGUCGGGAGUGCAUCACCACAGGUCCGGACUGGAGUAUCCGCAAAAGCGCAACCACAUUGGCGAACAUAUACUCAUCCGAGACGAAGGAUCUUCGCAACUAUCCAACAGGCUGGGAUACACCGAGUUACGAACAAGGCGCGGAGUGGAAGAACGCCACUCCAGUCACAGGACCAAGGGGGAAGUUGAAGUAUCAGAAUCAACCGCCUGUCGUGCUGCACGAGACGUUUGAACCAAAAACAAAGAAGACGCUGGAGCCAGGCAUUGUAAGCUUCGACUUUGGGCAGAACAUGACGACUAUGGUCAAGAUACAGGUCAGUGGGCCUGCAGGCUCGGAAGUCAUUAUGCGUUUUUCCGAGACAAUCGGCGAGGAUGGUAAGGUGUUGAUGCCAGACCCUCUAUUCAAACAGUUCGAGUACGGCGUGUUCUGCAAGUUCACACUAGCUGGCACAGGCGUGGAGACGUGGGAGCCAGACUUUUGCUUCACGAGUGCGCGGUAUAUCCAGAUCGAGGGCGCUUCAUUCAAGUCUGAUCAGGGCCUACCGGUGGUGCAUUCAGUGGUCAGUCGACACGUCUCGUCAGCAGCACGACGACUGGGCUCGAUGAAGACGGACAAAGAAGACGUCAACAAGCUGAUCGACAUGUGCUACUGGUCUUUCGUCAGCAACCUCUUCAGCUACCACACCGAUUGUCCGCAGAUGGAGAAGUUCGGGUGGCUGGAAGUAACGCACCUCCUCGCGCCUGCGACACAGUACAUCCGGGACAUGGAAUCGCUGUACUCCAAGAUCCUUGACGACAUUGUGGACGCGCAGGAGCCAAACGGUCUCUGUCCCACCAUGGCUCCAGAAAUCCGAUACAUGUGCGGACCUCUCCACGACACCAUAACCUGGGGCGGAGCCGUCGCCCUCCUACCGGAAAUCCUGCGCUUCUACUACGACUCCACGCACGUCUUUGAGAAGCUCUUCGACCCAUGCGUACGCUACAUGGAGUACAUACGCACCAAGGAGCGCGACGGCGGACUGAUCGAACACGGCCUGGGCGACUGGGGCCGCGACAUCGCAUUCGGCAACAACCAAGCCAACAUCGAGACAGCAAUCUACUACCGCUGCCUGCGCAACAUCGAGCGCAUGGCCCACGAGCUCGACAAGCCCGAAGCAGAGACCCGGUUCCGCGAAUGGGCAAACCGCAUCUACACCGUCUACAACGCGCGCCUGCUCGUCACGGACAAGAAACUCCACCCCUACGCCUUCUACACCUCGCGCGACGAGCCAGGCACGCAGGAUAGAAAUAUGGUCGCGCAGGCCUUUGCCCUGCAGUUCGAUCUCGUCCCCGCACAGCACAUCCCCGACAUCCAGCGCGCCUUCCUCGCCGACUGCGCCGCGGCCCAGAACCGCAUCCAAGCCGGCGAGAUCGGGCUGAAGUACCUGUGGAACACGCUCGCGGACGUCGACCGGCCUGAUAUCGUGCUCGAGAUGGCGCGCCAGGAGGAACACCCGUCGUACAUGCGGUUUAUCCGGCGCGGGGAGACGACGCUGAAUGAGUUCUGGCAGGAUGCGUGUCGGAGUAAAUGUCACGAUAUGUUGGGCACGAUUUAUGAGUGGUUUUAUGAGGCGGUGUUGGGGGUGAAGCCGGAGAGCGAGGCGUAUCGCACGUGGACUGUUAGGCCGCCGUUGAGGAGCGAGUUUGGGCGUGUGGAGGGGAGCGUGGAGUGUCCGUAUGGGGUGAUUGAAGUGGUAUAUGAGAAGAAGGGGGAGGUUGUGAAGAUGAAGAUUACGGUUCCUACGAGCACGACAGGAUUCUUGUUGCUGCCGGGAGAUGAUAGUGAGGUAGCCGUGACGAGGAGAGGUGGAGAUACAGUGACAAAGAAAGGACGGCGGGUGAGCUUGAAGCCUGGUCGAUAUGAAUUAGAGUUGAAGCCGUAG
Molecule: messenger RNA, 2670 nt
Organism: Dothidotthia symphoricarpi CBS 119687
Lineage: Eukaryota; Fungi; Ascomycota; Dothideomycetes; Pleosporales; Dothidotthiaceae
Product: glycoside hydrolase family 78 protein
Exons: 3
Coding region: 1-2670 (889 amino acids)
Biological process (GO): carbohydrate metabolic process
Source: RefSeq, a predicted model, not a curated record